Marasmius oreades (fairy-ring Marasmius) is the source of this 5229-nucleotide messenger RNA. RefSeq lists its product as uncharacterized. The transcript has 7 exons. Gene Ontology annotation, biological process: protein phosphorylation. The coding region runs from base 1 to 5229 and encodes 1742 amino acids. Gene Ontology annotation, molecular function: protein binding; protein kinase activity; ATP binding. The record is from RefSeq and is a predicted model, not a curated record. NCBI's taxonomy places the organism in Eukaryota, Fungi, Basidiomycota, Agaricomycetes, Agaricales, Marasmiaceae.
AUGGCUGUGGCAGUCGCAAAGGUUUCCAGUUCAUUCAAUAUGGUUUCUUCCCACCAACGUUUAGCUGCCAGCUCUCCUCCGGCUGCCUCGUCCUCUCGCUCGAAACAGCCCUCUCAUUCAUCUACUCAUUCACCUGUCGCACCGGAGCCUUCUACGAUCAAACCAACAAAUCAAUCAUCUUCACGCCCUACUUUCUUGCAGACUUUACGCUCUGCCACACGUUCCAAGAAGUCUCCGGCACCAGCAGCAGAUGACUUCGCCAAUCUCACACAGAAUAAAGGCAAACAGAAGGCUGCCAAUGACAAUUUACCCAAGGAGAAGCCCAACAUGCUCCGCAGAUGGGAGUCCAGGGUCAAUUUUCGCAAGGCUGGCAGGGAGUCCGUCACGCCUUCAGCGUCGCCUCUUCCACCGUUGGCUGAUACGGACAGGAGCGAGGGCGAAGUACGAGCUGUAGGGUCUACGAGCACGAGCUAUACCACGCCUUCUUCCAGACUAGCUUCCAUGUCAUCCCCUGCUUUGCAUCUCGCAUCACAGGCGUUGCCCUCUCCAAGGUCCCAACCUGCCAUUCCGGCCUCUUCCUCCUCAACAAGUGAAGCUUUGGUUUCGCCUGUCAGAGCCAGAACACGACGAUCAAGCGUCGAGCAUUCCAAGCCCGACCCGGCAACGCGUCAUAGGUCCACCAAAUCAUCACCCAUCAAUAUUCCAGCUGCCUCCACCUCUGCAGUUGAUCUGAGGAGCUCCCCAGGAACGCCAAAGCGAAAAACACGACCAGAACGAUCUCCAAGCCCUCCAGAGACACCAACGCCGAUGAGUCGUGCUCAACUUGGUCGCCGUUCGUCCAGCUCAGCGGCCAGCGUGCCCUCUUCACCUACGCCACUCACCUCCCGAAAUGUGAGUCCUCUCCGUGCAAGAUCUCCCUCAACUUCACGGCGUGUCGUCACUACUCAAAGAGGACUCUCGUCAGCAUCAACUUCUCAUCUACCCAACCACUCACCUAGUUCGUCGCCCACACCCCCGAAGGACUCACCUCGACGACCAUCAUUCUCUCGUGAAGACACUCCUUCCCCUGCGCUGACGACACGCCCACGUCCGACGUCUCCCAAUCAGCGUUCAUAUGCUCAAAACCGCCACUUCAAUAUAUCCACCGCCUCCCUCAGCGCUCCUUCAAACCCCGAGCACAGGGAACUUAUUCGGACGGCGACCUCAAUGAUCUGCAAAGAGAUUAUCAAGCCUCCUGCUCACAUGGCCCGGACUGCAACUGGUAUCAAAGAUUGGGAAGAAGUAGAUUUUCGCACUCGAGCAUUGGUUAGACUUGAACGUAUUUGGGGGAAGAGUGGUGUCUCCGCUAGCUCUAGUAAUGUCAAUGUCAAUGCUUUGCCCUUGUCCUCUAGUGGGCUUAGUCUCGCUGGAGAAGAGAGAGAGCGGAGAUUAUUCACCGAGGCGUUGCGGGAUGGCUUUGUUCUCUGCCAGUUAAUGAACAAACUCCGAUCCAGUUCCGUAGUCCGGCCUGACGUUCGUGAAGAUGGUUUUGUUCGCACCUCUAACAUCACCAAGUUCUUGGCUGCCUGCGCUUCUUGGGGCUUGUCGAACGACGAACUUUUCCAAGGUGACGAUUUGAUCGAGGCCACAAGCGAAUCGCUUGCACGUGUGGCAAAAACAAUCAUCGCUCUCAUCAAAUUUGCCGAGAGCCCGAGCGCUGAGCGGUCGAAACUACUCUAUGGCCACUCUAGCGGAGAUGGAGAAGCCACAGGUAGUCGAAAUGGCAUUGGAAGAUCAGUCUCCGGGCCGUAUAAAUUGGGCUCUGUAUCUCGUUCAGCUUCCGCCUCGACUCCCAGCUUGAUACAGACGAACCAGCGCGGCGAUAUUCGGCUUCAAAUACCCAAGACGGCUUCCAGUCCAACUCCAAGUUCACCGACCCGUGCCAAGCGUAGGAGUCCACCAUCUGGGUUACCGACCGUACGAUCGAGCAGUCCCGACGAGGAAACCGUUGUCAAGGAAGAGCAAAUGACGCAGUCCAAUGACAAAUCGAAGGCAACUUCAGCCUCCUUGCACGUUGUUUGUGAUCGGGACAUCAAAACUAGCAGACCUUUGUCGCCACCCCCUAGGUCUCCCCUUCGAGCUCGCUCCCCUAAACUGACCUCCAACUUUGUGCCUGACGACAACGGUCAAGGCCUUUUCACCAGGACACGGAAAAGCUCCCAACAAGCUUCUUUCUAUUCCCACCAAUCCUUUUCAAGAUCGUCUGCAGCAGUCGAGUCUAUCCGAGACGAUUCAAUCGGAGAGUCUCCAGUGGAUAAUAGCAAUCAUAUGCGGGUUUCAAGGGCGUCGACAGCCAUGACGGACGUCACAACCUCCACGACGACGACGGUAUUAUCGAGCUUGCUAGAUGUUGGAAGGGGGAGCAGUGCUGUAUUCAGUAAGUUUGGAACAAUCCGAACAAUGAAUACUGAGGCGACCUCUGAGGCGCCUUCCAUCUCUCGAACGGAAGGCAGUUCCAUAGCUGAUGAUUUAGCUCGUAAACAACGAGGGUCGGACUACACCAGAGAUCACAAACUCAGUGAUGCAGCCGUGAUAGAUCUGUCGAGGGUGGUCGAAGAGGCAGAAGAGAGUGGUUCGAGUUCACGAGGCAAGAGGAAAGAGAAAGGGAAAGAGAAGUAUGAGCUAUAUGGCGGUGGGGAGACGGAAAGGGUAGAAAAGGGAGCCAUACGCCUUGGCAAAGGUAAAUGGCCUGAUGAUUUCAUCGACGCUCUUCAUGCUCCUUCUGUCCCCACUAUCCCCAUAAAAGCUCAUCUAUCCCCUGAACCCGAAGAUCGUGUUCGGACAUCAUCCAUAAUAUCGAGCUCUUCACCUCGAAAACUUGCUAUUGUGGGCAACUCACGUCGAAACGAAAGCGUCGAAUCACUUCCUCAAUUCCCCAGAAGACCGGCACACCGAGCCCGCCACAGCAUCGACACUCCUGCGUCCUCUCUCCUCCCCAAAGAGUCUGUCUAUCGACGUGACGUUAGCCCAGACGGACUGCCAUCAGCAUCUGGGCCCAGCAAGGUUCUUAUCCGACGGCAUAGUACGAAACCUAGCAAUCGAAGUAAUCUUCAGCUUCCAGGCUCACGAAACAGUGGAAGUGAUGACACCCGGGACUCGGAUGGAGAAGCUUUAGUCCCUUUCCCUAGAACAGUUUCUGCUGAUCAUUCAGGUUCUGCUUCCCCUCCGCCACCCUCCACCGAUGAACCGUCCGGAGUUUCAAUAGCUUUUGAGAAGGCCGCCCGACCGCCGAGGGGACGCAUUCAAAGUGACAUGCAAGGCACUAGACGACGUCCACGACCGAGCUCGUACGAUGAGUUGGGAGCAAAACCGACUCGUUCGAGGUUCGAGAGCAUGGUCAACCUUGGUGGCGGUUCAGGUAAUGCGAGUUCGAGCGAUUUGAUGUCGAGGGACUCAAUGGACGGUAACGCUGUUCGCAAGCCUCUUAUAAUCAAAGAAGAGGGUAAACUGCCGACACAUUUCCAACUCGGAAAUUGUAUUGGUCGAGGGCAGUUUGGGUCUGUGUAUCGGGCGCUUAAUCUGAACACUGGUCAGAUGGUUGCUGUAAAACGGAUUCGUCUUGAAGGGCUCAAAGAAGAGGAGGUCACUCAGCUGAUGAAGGAAGUUGAUUUGGUAAAGAGGUUGUCACAUCCCAGCAUUGUCAAGUAUGAAGGGAUGGCACGAGAUGCUGAUACUUUGAGCAUAGUUCUGGAAUACGCCGAGAAUGGCUCUCUUGGUCAAACACUGAAGGCGUUUGGUAGACUAAACGAAAGGCUGGUAGCGAGCUACGUCGUGCGGAUUCUGGAGGGCCUCCACUAUCUCCAUCAGAGCGACGUUGUACAUUGCGAUCUCAAGGCGGCAAAUAUUCUCACCACCAAAAACGGCAAUGUUAAGCUGUCCGACUUUGGUGUCUCCUUGAACAUGCGUGCUAUGGAGAGGGAGAUCAAGGACGUUGCUGGGACACCGAAUUGGAUGGCACCUGAAGUCAUUGAGCUGAAAGGCGCGUCUCCAAAGUCGGACAUCUGGUCCUUGGCCUGUACCGUCAUUGAACUCCUUACUGGGCGACCGCCUCACGCCGAUAUUCCGAAUAGCAUGUCUGUAAUGUUCCGAAUAGUCGAGGAUGAUAUGCCACCGAUUCCUCCUGGUUGCUCUCCCUUGUUGGAAGACUUUUUGAAGCAGUGUUUCAAUAAAGACCCUGCGAAGAGACCUAGUGCGGAAUUACUGUGUGAACAUCAAUGGCUUAAAAAGAACUGGGGUGCUCACAAGGAACUGCGACCGCAGGACAGUAUUCCGUUCCUGCGCCGAGUUAGCGCCGACCUGCACAAAUCGGAAGUUGUUCGUCAUCUUGCUCAACUUGAGAUGCCUGACCACGAGCAUCGUGUUGAUGAGCAUAUCAGUGGUUCACCUCCUGGCCGUCGGAUAUCAAACGCGUCUGCGCGUCCAUCCUUGGAUAGUGAGAUUUCGCCACGAGAGCAUUCGUUCGUAAAGACAACUUUCAGCAAACCCAUGAUCUGCAGGGUAUGCUUAGGGAAGGUCAAGAAGAGCGCUGUCCUCUGUGCACAAUGUAGUCUCAUCUGCCAUGCUAAAUGUGCAAGCAAUGCUCCUCCGACUUGUGACCUCCGUGCUCAGCUCCUCCUCUACGCGCAAUUUGCCGAGAAAGGAAACCCCAGUAGCGCCUAUUCCAACCCGGUCGACCUCCUCAGCGAUUCUAUGCCCAAAACUCCCAUGUCUGAUGUCCCUUUCGUAUCCCAUAGCACUCCUCGAACAAGUUUCGAUAUGCCUCCUCCACCUGCACCUUCUCCAACAUCACCUGCACAUCCGCCAACUGCAUUCAAGUUUUUCGGACGUUCAUCUCGAUCAAGCCAACCCACUGAUUUGAGUCAUCCUCAGACGUCAAACCCUUCCCUUCCGGAUAACACGUCGAAAACGAAACUCGUGCGGAAGAGUGACCGACCACACUCACUCGCAAGUAACAGCACAAAUCCGAAUAACUCGUUGAGAAGCGCCCUGACUAUCAGUAGUGCUGGGCGAAGAUCCACGGCCUCAAACGAUAUGGGUGUGAUCGAAGAGGCGGUGGGUGCAUCUAAUUUUGUUAAGUUUGCUUCGUCCGUACACGAAGUUGAAGAUAACAUUGGGGUGCCGGGUGGAUUGCAAGAUGAAUCUCGGCGGCACAAGAAAGGCAAAUCCUCCGGUAAUUGCAUUGUACAAUAA